GUCCGGAGGCAGAGUGAGCACCAAACCCUCCCAGAGUCGGGUCAGCGAGGACACCUGAUAACCACGAGCUGGGACAUCUCAUUCUUGGCUCACAACAGGUAAAACAAAUCAUGAUGACUCGCCUCUUCGUGCAUUUCCUUCUUGUCCUGAUGACCUUUGUCUUCUGCCAGUCGGCAUCUCUUCAAAAGACAGAUGGCGCCGUCACAGGGCGACGAAACGAUGAACCUUCCCAGCAUGCACCGAGCACGCUUACCAUGCAGGUGUACCCCAUCAUGCUCCGAGUCAACCUCGCACCUGACUUCAAGGGCGACCCCAAUGUCUUCUCUAACUAAUUCACCGGGUCAUGGCCACGGCCACGAUCAAGACCACGGUGCCAUUAACGCCUCCAUGUGCCAGCAACUGUCGGAGCAGAUCGACUUCAUGAUGAAGUUCUCUCUAGAACUGCCGUCCUAUGUCACCAUCUCGGGCCACAGGUUCCGUCUCAACAUCGACAUGCCAGGAGUUGCCCCGCGCCCUUCAUCCGACACUCACCAAAAUCUGACCUAACUUCAUCGUCACUCCUCUUCCUUCACACCUGCUUCUCUUCCUUCACACCUGCUUCUCUUCCUUCACACCUGCUCCUCUUCCUUCACACCUGCUUCUCUUCUAGAGGACCUCCGUGUUCAUCACAUUGAGUUUGCCUCCCUCUUAACUCCGAUAGAUAGUUCUCAUGUAUCUGGUGCGGCAGUACAGUUGUUACUCUUCAUGUUUGUCUCCUUCGGCUCGGAAUCAAUGCCCGUUGCUGUGACUAUUGGCUGUGUGAUUACAAUAUUAAAAUCUUUCUACUCCA
Molecule: messenger RNA, 829 nt
Organism: Pomacea canaliculata
Lineage: Eukaryota; Metazoa; Mollusca; Gastropoda; Architaenioglossa; Ampullariidae
Exons: 4
Coding region: 193-546 (117 amino acids)
Source: RefSeq, a predicted model, not a curated record